This is a messenger RNA of Musa acuminata AAA Group (dessert banana), 1455 nucleotides long. RefSeq lists its product as uncharacterized. NCBI's taxonomy places the organism in Eukaryota, Viridiplantae, Streptophyta, Magnoliopsida, Zingiberales, Musaceae. The transcript has 3 exons. Gene Ontology annotation, molecular function: ATPase activator activity; protein-folding chaperone binding. Gene Ontology annotation, biological process: protein folding; positive regulation of ATP-dependent activity. Gene Ontology annotation, cellular component: cytosol. The record is from RefSeq and is a predicted model, not a curated record. Bases 154 to 1239 code for a protein of 361 amino acids.
UUUCUCGAUUGUUCGCGUGUAUUAAUCCCCUCCCCGUAACACUUUGUUCGCCGUCCGCAUAAUUUGGUAUUCGGGAACGCUUGGCCGUCAGUUCUCUUCCAUAUCUGUGGAACCCUAAUUCCAGUGUUGCCGUCGCCGGCCCUAAAUCUAGCCAUGGCGAAGUUUGGUGAGGGCGACAAGCGGUGGAUCGUCGAAGAGCGCGUUGACGGCACCAACGUCCACAACUGGCACUGGGCGGAGCGCAACUGCAUCGAGUGGUCCCGCUCGUUCCUCUCCUCCCUCCUCUCCGACCUCACCAUUCUCGACGGCGAGGGCGGCCUCGCCAUCCGCACCAAGGCACUCGAUAAGCUCGAGGGCGAGGCCUACGUCAACAUCCGCAAGGGCAAGGUCAUCCCGGGCUACGAGCUCUCCCUCUCCCUAUCCUGGGAGGGCGAGGCCCGUGACUCUACCGCUGGGGGCGACCCUCUCGUCAAGGUCUCCGGAUCCGUCGAGGUGCCUUACCUCGCCGAUGAGAACGCCGGAGAGGACCCCGAGGUCAGGAUCACCAUCCGGGAUGAUGACGGCCCUGUCGGGCGCCGGAUCAAGGACGCCUUUAUUGCCAAGGGCAAGCCGGUGGUGUUGGAGAAGCUUCGGGCUUACGUGCAGGCGAUGGCCAAGGGUGGCCCCGCGAUGGACGAGCUCGAGACCAAGAAGCCUCCCUCUGUUGUUGGAAAAAACCAGUCUGCGGCAUCCCCUGCAGUUGGAGGGAAGACUGCUCCGACCGCAUCUGUAGCGGGUAAUGCAGCGGUGGCAACGAAGGAGAAGAAGAAGACUAAAGAGGGCUUUAAGAACAUAUCUUUGACGGAGAAGUUCUACUGUAGGGCAAGGGAUAUUUAUGAGAUCUUGAUGGAUGAGAACCGAUGGAAGGGUUUCACUCAGAGCAAUUCUAGGAUUAGCAAGGAAGUUGGUGGACAGUUCAGCCUCUUUGAUGGAUCGAUCACUGGGGUCAAUGAAGAACUGCAGGAAGCCAAGCUGAUCGUUCAGAAGUGGAGAUUUGGAAGCUGGCCAGAGGGUGUUCAUUCAACGGUGAGGCUGACUUUUGAUGAGCCUGAGCAAGGAGUUACUAUUGUGAAAUUGACGCAGACAAAUGUGCCAGAGGAAGACAAGUAUGGGAAUGCCACGGUUGUGGAAAACACAGAAAGAGGAUGGAGGGAUCUCAUCUUCCACAAGAUACGAGCUGUAUUUGGUUUUGGAAUGUAGAAGCAGCUCUUUUCUUUUAUUUACAAGUUGUCAUUUCAUUGUUUCUUACUGCCUUUGAACUGCAACAUUCGGCAAUGCAUGGACUUGAUAUGCCUCUGUUGUUAGUUAACAUGGUGACUAUUGUGAAAACCUGAGACAUCUUUCUUUUGUUUGCUCACUAUCGGUGUACCCUUAUCUUGAUAAUUGGAAACUUGAGACUUGAAAUCUUGUUUACUA